Messenger RNA from Glycine soja, 797 nucleotides. Its product is annotated as 40S ribosomal protein S11-like. Gene Ontology annotation, biological process: translation. Gene Ontology annotation, molecular function: structural constituent of ribosome. The record is from RefSeq and is a predicted model, not a curated record. Gene Ontology annotation, cellular component: cytosolic small ribosomal subunit; ribosome. Lineage: Eukaryota; Viridiplantae; Streptophyta; Magnoliopsida; Fabales; Fabaceae. The transcript has 6 exons. The coding region runs from base 116 to 595 and encodes 159 amino acids.
AGAUUACUCUCACCGCUACUCAUUAGGGUUUCUGGAUGCGGCUUCUUUCUGUCUGAAACUAUUAUCCACAGUAGCUAAGCCUGCAAGCUUCGCCGUUUGAAACAGUGCCUCAACCAUGGCAGAACAAACAGAGAAGGCUUUUCUGAAGCAACCAAAAGUGUUUCUAUGCUCUAAGAAAGGUGGGAAGGGAAAGAGGCCUGGGAAAGGUGGGAAUCGCUUUUGGAAGUCAAUUGGGCUUGGAUUCAAGACUCCCAGAGAUGCCAUUGAAGGAACCUAUAUUGACAAGAAGUGCCCCUUCACUGGCAAUGUUUCCAUUCGGGGUCGUAUCCUAGCCGGUACUUGUCACAGUGCUAAGAUGACAAGGACCAUUAUUGUGAGGAGGAAUUAUCUUCAUUUUAUUAAGAAAUACCAGAGAUAUGAAAAGCGGCAUUCAAAUAUUCCUUCACACAUAUCACCUUGUUUCCGUGUUAAGGAAGGAGAUCAUGUUAUUAUUGGCCAAUGCAGGCCAAUCUCAAAGACAGUGAGGUUCAAUGUGUUGAAAGUGAUCCCCGCUGGAUCCUCUAGCGGUGCAAAGAAGGCUUUUACUGGAAUGUGAGAUUUGAAUUUUCAGUUCUCAUUGAAGGGUAGUGUUACCUUACAAAGUUAGUAGAAGCCUCUGUUCAAAUACAUCAAGGUUGAGUUAAAGAUUGAAUCAAUUUUUUGAUAUCUUGUAAUGCUUUGAGUGGUUAUAUGUUACAGACUUUAAUUGUUGAAUAGUAGUUGCAGUUAUUUCUGUUUUCAGGUCAUGCUUACUCUUA